Messenger RNA from Puntigrus tetrazona (Sumatra barb), 1794 nucleotides. RefSeq lists its product as uncharacterized. Gene Ontology annotation, molecular function: chemokine activity; CCR chemokine receptor binding. The record is from RefSeq and is a predicted model, not a curated record. Gene Ontology annotation, biological process: positive regulation of ERK1 and ERK2 cascade; immune response; positive regulation of GTPase activity. The transcript is spliced from 8 exons. The coding region runs from base 549 to 1568 and encodes 339 amino acids. Gene Ontology annotation, cellular component: extracellular region. Lineage: Eukaryota; Metazoa; Chordata; Actinopteri; Cypriniformes; Cyprinidae.
ACCGACACACUGAAACCUGAUGUCUGUACCCCUCCCCUGCCUUGUGUUGAGAGCUAGAUAUGGUGUAAAACGUAUUCAAAGUGGUCUUAUUGUAUUCCUCCAAUUAAGUUGUUAUUGUCAGUGUUAAACUACAUGCCUCUUUGUACUGGAAGGUGGAGGAAGGUGGGUGCCAUUUUAUUUCUGUAAACCUUUUUUUCUCCUGUCUUUGGUUAGUUAGGGAGUUAGUGUACAUGUCUGUUGUUAAUUUUCUUUUGUUUUGUCAGUUUAGAUCGUUUUACUACUUAAGUAGUCAGUUCCUUUUAUUUAUUAUUUUGGCCUUUACUUCUCCUGAAGUCCAUUUUGACUCAUAUUUAAUUUUGUAAAUAAAUGCUUGUGUUUUUUUUGCAACUUUUUUUUUUUUUACUUCUGUUGUACAUAUAGAAGCAGGGGACUGUUGCACUCAUCCCAACUUAUUUUUUUAUGUUUACUUUUCCUGUUACUCCUUUACCCUAGACCCUUAUAUCUGGGACGUAACAACACCACGACCCUUCAGCCCAGCAGAAAGUUUCAUGAUCAGAAGUGUGCAACAGAACAAGAUGAAGUUCACUCUAUUUGCUGGCUCUCUUUUGUUUAUAGGAUGGAUGAGUGUGGUCUUAGCAGAGGAUGGGCCUCCACGAGACUGCUGUAUUGCUGUGUAUAACACCAGAAUAUCACCUGAAAACAUUUUGAGCUUUACUUCACAAGAUACAGCGCUAUGUCCUGUCGAAGCUGUAAGAUUUCUGACCAGAUUUAACAAAGUUAUUUGUUCAGAUCCUGAAAGCAUAUGGGCUAAGAGAGUAAUGAAGAUAGUGAUAAUGAGAACAACAACUACAUCUGCUAUGUGCUCUACAAUUACAACAAACACGAGCCCAAAUACAGUUACAACAGACAUAACAUCGGGAACAGACACCGAGAUCAGCACAAGUGAUGGCCGUACGGCAGACUGCUGUACUACUGUGACAAACAUCAAACUACCAGUUGAAAAUAUUGUGCAUUAUGACAUGCAAGAAGCAAACCUAUGUCUUUUCAGAGCUAUAAGAUUCCACACCAUUAGAAACAUAAUUAUUUGUUCAGAUCCAGACAGCAUCUGGGCUAAAAAGGCGAAGGGGAUAGUGGAUGGGAGAAUAACAAUCAAAACAUCUGGACAAAAGGCAGAGAUCAGCAAAACAACCAUCCGGUCAACUUCAGUGACCAAAGACAAACAAGAUUCAUCUGUGAGAACUGCGACAACAUUCACACCAUCUACAACCAAGGACUGCUGCUUAACUGUAACAAAAAACAAACCAGCGUUUCAUGAAAUUGUGGACUACAGAAUUCAAGAAAUGCCACUUUGCUCUUUAAGAGCUGUGCUAUUCAUAACUGUGGAGAACAAGACACUUUGCUCUUCUCCAGUAGAAGACUGGGUCCAGGAUUACAUUCAAAACUUGAACAAAAGAAGAAAAACAACAGAAUUUACCACCAAAAGAAUAAAAGACCAAUAUAAAAACACCAAUAAUCACUUUUGUCUAAAGAAAGAAGAAGUUAAACACUUUUGUGUCACGCAGCUUUAAAAAGUCUGGUGGAAAAGCUUGUCCAACAAGGUCUGUAUAAUAUUACCAGGAUAACCAACAGCUAAGUCUAAUAAAGACUUAGUUAAAAAAAGUCUUUAUUAAAUACAUUUUACUCACAUUGUCAUGAUUUGUAUUCUUUUUUAUGAAGACUUGUAUUUUUUUUCUUACAUUUAUUUUAAAUAAAGUAUACAGUAGUAACUAGUAACACAUCUUAUUUGUUCAUAUU